Leptopilina boulardi is the source of this 1493-nucleotide messenger RNA. RefSeq lists its product as uncharacterized. The transcript is spliced from 6 exons. The record is from RefSeq and is a predicted model, not a curated record. Gene Ontology annotation, molecular function: flavin adenine dinucleotide binding; NADP binding; N,N-dimethylaniline monooxygenase activity. Lineage: Eukaryota; Metazoa; Arthropoda; Insecta; Hymenoptera; Figitidae. Bases 162 to 1442 code for a protein of 426 amino acids.
UUAUUACUGCUAUUGAUAACGAUGUAGAACAACUUAUAGACAUUUUAAUAAACAUUUAUUCUCAAUCAGUUUAAUGCUGCAUCCUCUCAUAUAUAAAGUUAAUCGAUUACUAUUAAUUAAAAAAAAUGAAAAUAUAAUUUUAUUUUUUUUUUUUUUCAAAAAUGAAUUCAAAGAAAAGAGUCUGUGUGAUUGGUAGUGGUGCUGCUGGAUUAUGUGCCUUGAGACAUUUAUCAUCAGAUUUGAAUUAUUUCGUGCCUGAAGCUUUCGAACAAACUGGAGAAAUUGGAGGCACUUGGAUUUAUACUGAAAAAAUUGGAGUAGAUGAAAAUGAUCUUCCAAUUCACACCAGCAUGUACAGAGAUCUUAGAUCCAAUGCUCCUUGUGAAUUAAUGAAUUUCCCUGAUUUUCGGAAAAUGAAAGCGAAUAAAGGAAGUGGAGUACAUCGAGAAAUACUUCUAUCAUAUUUACAUGAUUACGCUAAUCAUUUUCAAAUUCUUCAUUUCAUUAAGUUUUUUAAGAAAAUAGAACAAGUUCGAGCCGAAAUAAUCAAAUCUGAUGGCAAAAUUAUUACUACUUGGCAUGUGAAAAUAAAAGAUCUGAAGACAAAGCAAAUUGAAUUUAAAGAAUUUGAUGCAAUUAUGGUUUGUACGGGAAAUUAUUCACGACCAAAUAUGCCAAUUAUACAUGGACUUGAGAAAUUUUCCGGACAAAUUUUACACAGUCACGAGUACAGAAAACCAGAAGAAUUUACCGGUAAAGAUAUAUUAAUUUUUGGCUCUGCAUUUUCGGCUACUGACAUUGGAGUUGAAUUGUCAACUUAUGCCAAUUCCAUUUACAUGAGCAAUCGAGGUGAAAGAAUAACAAGUAAACUUCCUUCAAUUAUCAUUCAAGUUCCGGAUAUUGAACGAGUGGAGGGAAAUAAAAUUAUUUUCAUUGACGGAACUUCUGUUUCUGUCAAUGUUUUUAUGUAUUGUACAGGAUAUUUAAUGGAAUUUCCAUUUUUGGAUAAAUCCUGUGGUAUAACUGUUGACGAUAAUUUUGUCUAUCCACUUUAUAAACAUACAAUUAAUAUAAAUCAACCAACAAUGUGUUUUUUGGGAAUUAACAGUUAUGUAAUAACUUUUCCCAUGUUUCACGUGAAGGCAUUAUUUUUUUUAUACUUGCUAAAACAAAGAUUUCAAUUGCCUUCAAGGAAAAUUAUGUUAGAUGACGCGCAACUCAAAGGAAACAAAAAAAGACACGCUCACCGAUUAUUUCUUUCUCAAUAUGAUCUUUUUGAUUCAUUGGCACAUGAAGCUGGAUUCGAAUCAAUUCCACAUAUUUUCAGAAAGGCUCUAGAUCUCUGGACAAUUGUUCGCGAAGAUGACCUGUGGCAUUAUAAAGAUUAUAAAAUAAUUAUAACAGAUGACGAUUCAAAUGCUGAAAUCGUAUAUACGCCAUAAAAAUGUAAAAAAAGAAAAAUUACACGAAAAUAAAAAAUCCAAUUAAAAAUA